Messenger RNA from Pungitius pungitius (ninespine stickleback), 1060 nucleotides. RefSeq names its product cilia and flagella associated protein 300 (gene cfap300). The transcript is spliced from 7 exons. The coding region runs from base 88 to 879 and encodes 263 amino acids. Lineage: Eukaryota; Metazoa; Chordata; Actinopteri; Perciformes; Gasterosteidae. The record is from RefSeq and is a predicted model, not a curated record.
UAAAACUCUCCGCUUAUUUGCGAACAUGAGUGUGUGGUCGCUGUUUUCUCUGUAGGUGAAACAACAACUAGGAGCAAGAGUUCAAACAUGGCAGGAGAAAAUUGGCCGUUGGAGAAGAAUUUUUCUUUUAAUCACCUUCCCUCAAAGACGCCGUCAUUCCUACAGGACCGAGACGUUUUAAAGCUCCUAAUGAAAUGGUCCAUGCUGGGGAGGAUUUCAGCUCAGUCCUACAGCUUUGACCAGUGCUUUUACCCCUACGACAGUGAGACAUUUGUACUGUCUUUCUUCAGAGAUCCCAACGUGGUAUCCACUCUGAGGAGGAUGGAGGCCGGAGCCUGGCUGCCCCUCGACAAGCCAGUGGUGUCCGUCGAUGUGGAGCCGGUGCAGUGCACGCAAGUCUCCAUGGAGCUGUUUGACCCGUUGUACUCUUGUGGGAUUGUGAGGGCCUCAGGACAUCUGGUUAAAUGCUUUCAUGAUGUUUACCCCGACUACAAUGAACUAAGACUGAUGUUGCACGAGGAGGACUCUGAGCAUUACCAUGUGGUCGGGAGAGAGGAGCGAGGGGAGUUUCUGUUCCGCCUCUUCAAGCACCUGUGUGUCGGGGGAGAGCUCUGUCAGUAUGAAGACAACAUAGAGCCUUACAUCAACACAACAAAGCAAAUCUACAAAGACCUGAUCAGUGUUCAGAAGGAUCCAGAGACAAAAAAGAUCAGCGUUGUCUCCACAGUCUUUAAAGUCUGUGCCUACGAUGACUCGGGACGAUGUUUUCCCCAAAGACGAGAGGAGGAGCAGACGUUCGCCUUUGCGAUUGUCGACCCCUUCAAGCGACACAUGACUUUGUUCUACCACUGCUACGGCGUAGGAAACAUGUGCACGUAGAAGCGGUUGAGCUGAGGAGUUGGAGACGUAUCCAGAAGCAAUGAAUUCCCCGGUUGAGUUUUAGUAGUUUUCUUCUAUUGAAGUUUGUCAAUGCAAUGCGGUUGAAAAGCCAUAAAAUGACUCUAUGCCUGAUUUUACAGGAUGUUCAGCAUGUUGUUUGUGAUUAAAAUAUUUAAAAAGA